AUGGGUAUCAACCGUAUCGUCCAGUUUCAGUUCAAACCCGAUACCAGCAGCGAUGCCAUAGAGAAGGUUUCCGCCAAGAUCCAGGAGAUGAGGGAUAAGUGCUUGCAUCCUGACUCUAAAAAGCCUUAUAUCCAGUCUAUUCAAGGUGGCGCUGAUAGUGCCCCAGAGGGCCUCCAGCAAGGUAUCACUCAUGCAUUCGUCAUCCAAUUCGACAACCCGGAGGACAGGGACUACUAUGCACUCAAAGACCCCGCCCACCUCGCUGUCGUGGCAGAGUUGGGCCCUUUGGUAGAGAAAGUUCAGAUUAUUGACCUGCCGAGGAAUGACUGA
This is a messenger RNA of Fusarium tjaetaba, 330 nucleotides long. RefSeq names its product stress responsive A B barrel domain protein. NCBI's taxonomy places the organism in Eukaryota, Fungi, Ascomycota, Sordariomycetes, Hypocreales, Nectriaceae. Bases 1 to 330 code for a protein of 109 amino acids. The record is from RefSeq and is a predicted model, not a curated record. The transcript has 3 exons.